AUGUUUCGAUUUUGCAUCCAAGAACUGCUGGUUCAACUGCACAAAUCAGCCAAGAACAACAUCGUGUUCUGCUUUACGAACGCUCGCCAGACAUUCUACCAGCCAGGUGAUACACUACCAGUUCUUAAUGAAGAGCUUAGAAAGAAAAACGUCGGUAUUCAGGCAACGAAGGAUAAAUACUUUUGUUUCGAUAACGAACCUUUCCGAUUCCUUGCCUGCAUUAAGAACGGUAUCACGUUCGGCGAGGCAGAAAUCGCCACCUACUCGUCCAGUUGGGACAAAUCGGUGGAGGAAACACACCGUCUCCUACAAUACGUCGAAUGUCAACUUAAGCCUCAUAGAGUGAGAGAUACUGUGGGCAUGAAUGAAGCUAGGAGAAUCAUCAUAGCAAUGAGUAAACCCUUAGCAGAAGUAGCCAAUACAAUCAAUCACAAUAUUGAUGCAGCAAGAGAAACAAAAGCUAAAAUCGCUCUUGCAGAUAAUGAAAUUAGUUCUUUGAGAGCAGACCUCAAAUUCAAAGGAUACGAUAUAGAACGAGAGGAGGUGGGCUAUCCAAAGACAGUUUGCGCUGCCCCUGAGUGCGUCACCUACAUGCCUGUUGGCCGGUCAAAGGUGCAUAACACAGUGUACAAGACCGUAUGCCAUUCCCAUUGUCUUUUAAAGGGUGUCCCAAUCGAAACAACCGGUAAUCCAAAACUUGCUGAAUGUUGGGCCAUGACAGACGAAUACUGCCGUGAAUGUAAGCAUAAUUACAAGCAGCAUAUGCACCUGACCUACGAAAUCGUAAUAACAGAAAAGGAAUUCCUAUCUUCGAAGGUUCAACAUCAAAUUAAUAAAAUUCGAGACACAAAAUCCAGGAGACAAGCAAUGGUAGAUGAAAUCAACAAAAAGGUUAAGGAACUGAAAGAAGAACAAGAAAUUAUAAUGGAAACUGGUGCCAAGUUUGGCUCUUUCCUAAGGGCAAAUGCUUUAAUCACCUACAACGAUGCCGUAGAUGAAUAUCUGGAAAUGUGCAUAAAGCAAGAAAAGGCAAAACCAGUCAGAUUCCAAAAGGAAGGUGUGCUGCAAAAUCUGGAAACAACCAAAAGAGAAUACAACAAACGGAGAGAGAUACUGGACAGCGCUAUUACAGACGGAGCCAGUGAAAAUAUCAAGACAGCGCAACAGGUUAAAGAGCUUCAGGAAGAGCUUUUUAAGCUUACACAUUUCGGACCCAAACUGGAGGAAUUCUUUGAUGAAAUUUCUGUCAUGCACACAUCAAAAACCUUGACCAACGAAGAAACAAUUGUAUCAACAAAAAAGAGAGUGGCUGAAGGGCAGGGGAAGCAUGAGCAUGAAAGUAGUCAGAAACCCAAAGGUUUUUUCCAUGCUUUUUCUCGUUGGUUCUAUUGGCGAUAA
Molecule: messenger RNA, 1398 nt
Organism: Lytechinus pictus (painted urchin)
Lineage: Eukaryota; Metazoa; Echinodermata; Echinoidea; Temnopleuroida; Toxopneustidae
Exons: 1
Coding region: 1-1398 (465 amino acids)
Source: RefSeq, a predicted model, not a curated record